AUGCAUUCUCAGACACACCUGGGCAGCGCAGACCAUGAACCGAAGCUUGUCAAUAGGCUGCGGGAUAGCAGGUCGCCUUAUGUCAGAGCUCACAUGAACAAUCCGGUCGCCUGGCAAUUAUGGGACGCAGAGGCCAUCGAAUUAGCCAGACGGUAUAACCGACUCAUCUUUCUGAGCAUCGGUUAUUCAGCGUGUCACUGGUGCCAUGUCAUGGAAAAGGAAUCUUUCAUGUCGCAAGAAGUAGCCUCAUUGCUGAACGAAUCGUUUAUCCCUAUCAAAGUCGACAGAGAAGAGAGACCUGAUAUCGACGACGUUUAUAUGAAUUACGUUCAAGCCACCACCGGCUCUGGCGGCUGGCCAUUGAGUGUAUUUUUGACACCAAACCUUGAGCCUGUGUUCGGUGGCACGUAUUGGCCUGGCCCGAACUCAUCAACCCUCUCCAGACAGGACACAGUUGGAUUCGUGGAUAUCCUGGAGAAACUCCGAGAUGUUUGGAAGACUCAGCAGCAACGAUGCCUCGAUAGUGCGAAAGAGAUCACGCGACAACUGAGGGAGUUUGCCGAGGAAGGAACACAUUCCCAACAAGGCGAUCGGCAGGCGGGUGAGGAUCUGGACAUUGAGCUUCUGGAGGAGGCAUAUCAGCAUUUCGCUUCGCGAUAUGAUACCGUAAACGGAGGCUUUUCCCGGGCGCCCAAGUUUCCCACGCCUGCCAAUUUAAGCUUCCUCCUGCGCCUAAAGACAUACCCAAGUGCUGUGUCGGACAUUGUAGGACAAGAGGAGUGUGACAGGGCAGCUGCCAUGGCAGUGAGCACGCUCAUCAGUAUGGCGCGCGGAGGAAUCAGGGAUCACAUUGGCCAUGGUUUCGCGCGAUACAGCGUGACCGCGGAUUGGAGUCUACCCCAUUUUGAAAAGAUGCUUUACGACCAGGCUCAGCUUCUGGAUGUAUACGUCGACGCGUUCAAAAUCACGCAUAACCCUGAACUCUUGGGUGCUGUAUAUGACCUUGCCACAUAUCUCACCACCGCCCCAAUUCAGUCGCCUGUGGGUGCUUUUCACUCAUCCGAGGACGCAGACAGUCUGCCAACGCCUAAUGACACGGAAAAACGUGAAGGUGCCUUUUAUGUAUGGACUUUGAAGGAACUCACACAAGUUCUCGGCCAGCGAGAUGCUGGUGUCUGUGCUCGACACUGGGGAGUGCUACCAGAUGGUAAUAUUGCCCCCGAACACGAUCCACACGAUGAAUUCAUGAAUCAAAACGUGCUUUCCAUCAAGGUCACUCCGAGCAAGCUGGCAAGAGAAUUUGGGUUGAGCGAGGAGGAGGUCGUGAAGAUCAUCAAGUCGGCUAAACAGAAACUACGUGAAUACCGUGAGAAGACGCGGGUACGUCCUGAUUUGGAUGACAAGGUUAUUGUGGCUUGGAAUGGGCUUGCAAUCGGCGCGCUCGCUAAAUGCAGUGCCUUGUUCGAGGAAAUCGAAAGCUCAAAGGCUGUGCAGUGUCGCGAGGCAGCAGCACGAGCAAUCAACUUCAUCAAGGAGAACUUGUUUGAGAAGGCGACGGGUCAGCUCUGGCGUAUCUAUCGCGACGGUAGCAGGGGAGAAACACCUGGCUUUGCAGACGACUACGCUUAUCUCAUCCACGGUCUGUUGGAUAUGUACGAAGCUACUUACGACGACAGUUACCUACAAUUUGCGGAGCAGCUGCAGAGUAUGUUCCAUGAUCGCGGCUCAUUUGGUCGAACUAUACUAACGCAAGCAGAAUAUCUCAAUGAUAACUUCCUUGCCUACGUAGGCUCGACGCCGGCGGGCUACUACAGCACACCUUCCACCAUGACACCGGGCAUGCCGGGUCCACUUCUUCGUCUGAAAACUGGAACCGAGUCAGCUACACCAUCCAUCAAUGGAGUCAUCGCUCGUAAUCUGCUUCGUCUCUCGGCACUGUUAGAGGAAGAAGAGUACCGUACACUGGCCCGCCAGACAUGCCUCUCCUUCUCCGUAGAGAUCCUGCAGCAUCCUUUCCUGUUCGUCGGUCUCCUUGAUGUCAUUGUCGGACUCCAGACGACAACGCGGAGCGUAACGGGGGUCUUCUGCACUGCAAAUCUUCCUCAGAGCGUUACUUUAGAAGGGACUGAUAGACUCAUUAAUAAGCCAGAGGAGCCUGUGUCUGUACGGGAUAUGAUUAUCAAAAAGAUCCGGAGCGAGGCUGGGUCGACGAUGGUCACUUCGGCUACGGUAACAUCACUAGUCGACAUCAGGCCAUCCCAUCUUGGUGACUUUGUUGGCAACCAAUCUUUCUGGCUCAGGACUCGGAACCCGCUUCUCAAAGAGCUCAAGCCAUCGGGGACGGUGAAGAAUUAUUUGAUGGUCUGCGAGAGCGGCAGAUGCACGAUGGUUGACGUCUAA
Messenger RNA from Aspergillus fumigatus Af293, 2400 nucleotides. The record is from RefSeq and is a predicted model, not a curated record. Lineage: Eukaryota; Fungi; Ascomycota; Eurotiomycetes; Eurotiales; Aspergillaceae.